AUGUUAUGUGGAGCUGGCCUCAUCCUUAUCUCCCCAGACAAAGUUGUUCUUGAGUACGCCAUCGAAACAUUCGUCUGGCAGAAUAUCAUAUGUCGCUUCGGCAUCCCCAACACCAUCGUCACAGACAACGGUUGGCAAUUUGACAAUGCCAAGUUCAGGCAAUUUUGUUCCAACCUCAAGAUACACUUUUGCUUCCCCUCCCCAGCCCAUCCUCAGUCCAAUGGCCAGGUUGAAGCUGUGAACAAGAUCAUCAAGAAGACUCUUAAGACCAAGCUUGACAAAGCCAAGGGUUGUUGGCCGGAGCUACUCGCCGAGGUUCUUUGGUACUACCGCAUCACCUUCCAUAUCUCAAUAGGAGAAACACCGUUUUCUCUUUCCUUUGGUACCGAAGCCGUGGCACCAGUGGAGAUCGGCCCCCACUUCACUGAACCUGUAGCAAAGGUUAGAUACUACUCAGCCAUUUACACUUGCAUAAGCAAAAAUGGAGAACCAAGCGUUAAAGCAGGUAGAUACACUACAAAACAAUAA
Prunus armeniaca (apricot) is the source of this 528-nucleotide messenger RNA. Lineage: Eukaryota; Viridiplantae; Streptophyta; Magnoliopsida; Rosales; Rosaceae. The record is from the annotation of a GenBank genome assembly.